This is a messenger RNA of Porites evermanni, 949 nucleotides long. NCBI's taxonomy places the organism in Eukaryota, Metazoa, Cnidaria, Anthozoa, Scleractinia, Poritidae. The record is from the annotation of a GenBank genome assembly.
AUGAUUGACGUCUGGCAUAGGAUCAGAGAAGUUUACCAGGAAGUUGAACAAAACCCGCCCCAGGUAACAACUUACAGUCUUAAAAAAGUGUGUUGACAAUACACUCGUCCUCAAGCGGAGAGAAUCGUUAUUCUGUCGCGCCAUGAAACUGCAUCAAGAACUUCAAACUGAUUGCACUCAUUAUGCGCGUGCGCUUAGCUAACUUAUGGGUUCCCUGUGCAUUGACGAAAUAUAUAGAUUUAGCCAGGGCUAAAAGCGAAAUAAAAUCGUGUAAUGCUAAAAGGGGACAACAAUGAAAAUGGCUUCAAGACUAAUAGAUCUAAUUAACAAAAAAAACAAAUUGCACGUCUAGCACACUUUUUCUUCUAAUUAGCAAAAAAAAUUUGCACGUGCAGCACGUUUUUUUGUCUUCCCCUUGUUUUGCACGACUACAACGCUGUUUUGUAGGACUAAAACGUCAAACCUCCUAGUUACCCAUUAUUUUUAUGGAGGAAUUGUCGUAUGUGCUUACCCAAUAUUUUGUUUCCUGUGUUCAUGUUCGCUUUUAUUUUUCACUACCACUCAUUUUCACCUUGCCGGGCCGCUAGCAUUUCUUAUUUUCUCACCGCCACUUUGAAUUUCCAUGGCAAUUACUCGCUCACAUAAGGGAUUUGCACACAGUAAUGUUAAUUUAGUAUGACAUCAUCCAUGAAAGCUGUGCUUUCAUUCGCAGGAUGAUCUAUGUGAAUGUUUAUUGGACACCACUUCUAAUGGUAUCUACCAGGCGGUACACUGGGUAGCUGAACACUAUAAAUCAGGAACUCCUAUUACACUUCUCAACCGACCCAUUCCCAAGCUGAAGAACGCAAAAUCCUGGAAAGUCUGGAAGAAACGUUUGCUGUACUACUACAAGCGUCCAUCGCUUUACGAUAGCAGCCUGUUCUUGUACUGCGCUACCAAAGACUUCUGA